Phlebotomus argentipes is the source of this 747-nucleotide messenger RNA. RefSeq names its product RAB6-interacting golgin (gene Gorab). Gene Ontology annotation, biological process: non-motile cilium assembly. NCBI's taxonomy places the organism in Eukaryota, Metazoa, Arthropoda, Insecta, Diptera, Psychodidae. The transcript has 4 exons. The record is from RefSeq and is a predicted model, not a curated record. The coding region runs from base 1 to 747 and encodes 248 amino acids.
AUGUCUGGGAAAUUCAAUGGAUUCACGCAAGAAGACAUCUCCAGGCUCACCAGCAGGAGUGUCCACAGACCAGCUGAGAAGAAUGUCCAUCAGAGCAGAAUACGAAAGCUGGGAGAGGCCAAGCCGGUCAGGAGUGCUUCCAAUGGACACGAGGAAGUGCACAAGAACGAGAGCGACACAACUGAGAGCACAAUAGAGCGAAUUGAGGAGGAGAUUCACUUCAAGCCGCUUGAGACGCCGCAAGCUGAAGUGAGCGUCGUGGUUCCGGAAGAUGGGGAGAAACAGGGCGAGGAAACUGGCCAACCUUCUCCAUUUAGGGGCGUUUCGCUGCGGGAGUUCGAGGCACAGCGGAAGCUGAUGGAGGAGCACAACAAGCAGAAGCAGGAUUUGCUCUACAAAGCAAUAGAACAGCAUUCUGAGCGCACAGCGGCCGAGGCGAAGAAGCUGAAGGAAGUGAAGCAGGAAUUGAGCAAACUGGACGCCGAGCUGGCGGCGGAUGUCGCGAUCCUGAGGAAGCAAAUUGAAACUGCCACAAUUCAGUAUGCGAACACACAGAAGCAGUAUCAACAAAUCGAGGCGAUGUUCCUCAAGGCCAAGAUGGAACUUUAUCAGGCGUCGGAGAAGAAGGAACUCCUGACAGAGCAUUUAUGUACAAUCAUCGCGCACAAAGAGGAUCGCAAGGCGAAAAGAUUGACGGAGUUGAUGGAGAAAGUGGGCCUCCAUUCUCCAGAAGAUCCCUCGUCGUAG